AUGGCUCUUAGGUCCAUCAUUCAUAAAGAGCUCCUGGAGGUCCUCGAUCGUGAUAUCCGGUCUAUCAGCCUAGCGUCGGACAUGAAAUUCUGCACUCGUCGCCGCCUGGUGACGCAUGAUUGUGUUGAACACUACGAACUGAAAGCGAGGAUGCUGCGAAACGUACUAACAGCGCCGACGGAGAAAGACAGGACGGGUAGGGGAAGCAGGGGAGGCAGGGCAGGGCAGGUCGCACGAGGGGCAUCUACCACCGAGAGUCGGCUCCAGCAGCCAGAGGAGAGUGAGGCUCAGCUUCAUAAGAUAGGACAGCGAGUUAGCAGCGGCAUGAGACGACUAGAUCAAAUGGCUCUUACCAGCAGGAACAAAGAAAGCGUCAAGUCAACGAAGUGCGUGAUUGGUGAAAUUGUAGACGUGAAGUGGUGA
Penicillium verrucosum is the source of this 423-nucleotide messenger RNA. RefSeq lists its product as uncharacterized. Bases 1 to 423 code for a protein of 140 amino acids. The transcript has 2 exons. NCBI's taxonomy places the organism in Eukaryota, Fungi, Ascomycota, Eurotiomycetes, Eurotiales, Aspergillaceae. The record is from RefSeq and is a predicted model, not a curated record.